Molecule: messenger RNA, 2674 nt
Organism: Bombyx mandarina (wild silkworm)
Lineage: Eukaryota; Metazoa; Arthropoda; Insecta; Lepidoptera; Bombycidae
Gene: Afg3l2
Product: AFG3 like matrix AAA peptidase subunit 2
Biological process (GO): mitochondrial protein processing
Cellular component (GO): m-AAA complex; membrane
Molecular function (GO): zinc ion binding; metalloendopeptidase activity; ATP hydrolysis activity
Source: RefSeq, a predicted model, not a curated record
CAUGUAACAUGUUGUCAUGAUACUCCUAGACAUUAUUUUAUGAUAAAAUUUUACUAAGAAUUGUGUAACUACAUUGAAGAUAAAUUAAAAAUUUUAAAAUAAAUUUAUCAUCGACAUGUGGAAAGGCCUCAGAUUGACACACUCACAACUAUCAAAGAUACAUUUUAAUGGACAUAAGUUGCAGCCUGUCGGCGUACCUGCUCUAGAUUCCGUUUUAAGACAGUGGUAUGAAUUCUGUAAAAAGCCGCCUAAGGGUUUUGAAAAAUACUUCCAACCGGGUAGCGGUCAGAAAGACGCUAAAACUCAGGAAAAAAAUGCAAGUCCUCCAUCUAAAAGUUCCGCGCCUCCAUCGAAACCGACCUCUUCAUCAUCAGAUAAAUGGAACAUGAACAUGUUCUCGCCUUCUAGCAGCAGCGGAGGCGGAAGUGGAGGCCGCGGCGGCUAUGAAGGCCAAGAUAAAGAGAAGUGGAUGAUGUUUGGAGCAAUUGGUAUUAUGACAUUGCUUGCUUCAGUUGCGUAUUUUGAAUUAAGAUACAGAGAGAUAAGUUGGAGAGAUUUUGUCAAUUUGUAUUUAAACAAAGGUGUAGUAGAGAAACUAGAAGUUAUCAACAAAAAAUGGGUCCGAGUAAAACUUCAAGGGAAUGCAUUAGAAGGAAAGGUUAUUUGGUUUGCAAUAGGUAGUGUCGAUUCAUUCGAACGUAAUCUAGAAAAUGCACAAAUUGAAAUGAGCAUUGAUCCUCCUAAUUUUGUACCAGUAAUUUACAAAACUGAAGUGGAGGCUGCCAGUCUGACGGGAAUGCUCCCUACUCUACUAAUAAUUGGAUUUUUAAUAUACAUGAUGAGAAGGUCUGCAGACAUGAUGGGACGCGGUGGCCGUCGUGGAGGAGGCUUGUUUGGAGGAGUGAUGGAGUCAACAGCUAAAUUAAUAAAUCCAACAGACAUUGGAGUAAAAUUCCAAGAUGUUGCUGGUUGUGAAGAAGCAAAGAUAGAAAUUAUGGAAUUUGUCAACUUUCUUAAAAACCCUCAGCAAUAUAUAGAUUUGGGAGCUAAAAUUCCCAAAGGUGCACUAUUAACAGGUCCUCCCGGUACUGGUAAAACUUUACUCGCAAAAGCAACUGCAGGAGAAGCUAAUGUACCAUUUAUCACUGUCUCUGGUUCAGAAUUCUUAGAGAUGUUUGUAGGUGUUGGUCCUUCCAGAGUAAGAGAUAUGUUUUCUAUGGCACGUAAACAUGCUCCAUGCAUACUGUUUAUUGAUGAAAUUGAUGCUGUGGGUAGAAAAAGAGGAGGUCGUAGUUUUGGUGGUCAUUCAGAACAAGAAAACACUUUGAAUCAACUGUUGGUUGAAAUGGACGGUUUUAAUACAACAACAAAUGUUGUGGUGCUUGCAGCUACAAAUCGAGUAGAUAUAUUAGAUAAGGCAUUGUUGAGACCUGGUAGAUUUGAUAGACAGAUAUUUGUCCCAGCACCAGACAUUAAGGGCAGGGCCUCAAUUUUCAAGGUGCAUUUGACUCCUCUCAAGACAACACUGAAUAAGGAAAAUUUAGCAAGAAAAAUGGCUGCAUUGACUCCAGGUUUCACCGGCGCGGAUAUUGCUAACGUGUGCAACGAGGCGGCACUAAUUGCCGCUCGCGAAUUAGCCAACGAUAUUACAAUGAAAAAUUUCGAACAAGCCAUCGAAAGAGUCGUCGCCGGUAUGGAGAAAAAAUCUAAUGUUCUCCAACCAGACGAGAGGAAGAUCGUAGCGUAUCAUGAGGCAGGCCAUGCAGUUGCUGGUUGGUUCCUACAACAUGCAGAUCCCCUUUUAAAAGUGUCUAUUAUACCUAGAGGAAAAGGUCUUGGCUAUGCACAAUAUUUACCCAAAGAACAGUAUUUAUACAGCAAGGAACAACUAUUUGAUAGAAUGUGCAUGACACUAGGGGGUAGAGUAAGUGAAGAGAUAUUCUUCGGAAGAAUAACCACAGGGGCUCAGGACGACUUAAAAAAGAUAACACAAAGCGCUUAUGCGCAGAUUGUACACUAUGGUAUGAACGCUAAAGUCGGAAAUGUGUCUUUCGAGAUGCCACAGCCCGGUGAAAUGGUGAUUGACAAACCAUACUCUGAAAAGACCGCAGAACUCAUCGAUUCAGAAGUCAGAGACCUGAUUAACAAUGCGCACAAACACACAACGGAUUUAUUAACAAAACACAAACCUAACAUCGAAAAGGUUGCAGAGAGAUUACUGAAACAGGAGAUUUUGAGUCGCGAUGAUAUGAUUGAACUGUUAGGGCCUAGACCGUUCCCCGAGAAGAGUACUUAUGAAGAGUUCGUUGAAGGCACAGGAUCAUUAGAUGAAGACACGACGCUACCAGAAGGCCUCAAGGAUUGGAAUAAGGAGAAACAGCCCACAACACCACCGCCGGAAACCAGCCCAUCAAGCCCCACAGCCAGUAAAAAAUAAGUACCCGGUAGUAAUAGUUAUUGUGAAUUAUAUUUAAAAUUACCUUUAAGAUUUAAAGGCUUUUUUGUUUGCGUGUUACUGUUUUCGUAACAUAUUUUAGUUGUAGUCGAAAGAUCAAAAUACUGGAACUUUGAUUGUGGGAGUUACACAAUAUUGAGCCUUGCAUUUCUGUGUACAGCUGUGUGUUAAUAGAUGCCUGUUACCUGGACGUCUUUUUUGUAAAAUAAAUAUUCCGGU